Knipowitschia caucasica is the source of this 333-nucleotide messenger RNA. Lineage: Eukaryota; Metazoa; Chordata; Actinopteri; Gobiiformes; Gobiidae. The record is from the annotation of a GenBank genome assembly.
AUGGACAGGAUUACUCUGCUCCGUCUGCCUCCUUUAAUCUGGGGUGGGCUUCACGGGGGUCAUGGGAGCUUCACAGUGUUCAUGGUGUUCACGGUGGUCACGAUGUGCCUGUUGAUGGUUCUGAUCGUUGUCUCCUCCACCUCCUCCACACCUCCUCCACACCUCCUCCACACCUCCUCCACACCUCCUCCACACCUCCACCUCCUCCACACCUCCUCCACCUCCUCCACACCUCCUCCACCUCCUCCACACCUCCUCCACACCUCCUCCACCUCCUCCACACCUCCUCCAACCAACACCACCCAUUCUCUCACUUACUACAUUCACACCUAG